Brassica rapa (field mustard) is the source of this 2640-nucleotide messenger RNA. Its product is annotated as 4-coumarate--CoA ligase-like 2. Gene Ontology annotation, cellular component: peroxisome. NCBI's taxonomy places the organism in Eukaryota, Viridiplantae, Streptophyta, Magnoliopsida, Brassicales, Brassicaceae. Gene Ontology annotation, molecular function: CoA-ligase activity. The record is from RefSeq and is a predicted model, not a curated record.
UUGUGACCGGUUAUUUUUCUUCUGCCAUUUUUUAAUUGAAAUUAUUAACCAUUAUCAUUCGUGAUUGAAACACACUAUGUUAGGUUAGGUUUUAAAGGUUUUCUUUGAUGUAAAUGGCUGAAAAUCAAUCGAGAAUGAAAAGGAAGAAUGAAAAAUUGGAGAAUGUUUAGCGAUGAAUCCUUAUCGCCUAUUUUUACUCUUUAAAUUGUCUGUCUUUCACAUUCUAGAGUUUGCAAAUACUGUGUUGAUUGCAAGGUUCUGAUACCACUUACUCUGUUAAGAGAAAAAGUUAGAGAAUGCUUUCUUAUAUUUAGAACUUUUAUACAGAGUUGAUUAAAUAGACCAAGACAUUACAAACUAAGAUUGUGAUUGGGGAUUAGUCUUCAAAAGCUUUAAAAACGUUAAAAGUAAUUAAAGUUUUCAAAACCAUUAGUUUUACCAAUCAUACUUUGAUUUUCAUAAAAUCAGUGAAAGUCCCUACAAUCACUAAAAAUCUAGUUUCUUUUGUUUUGUUCAUGUUUCCCUACUUUAAAAAAAAAACAGAGGCUUAAAAAAAUAGACUUCCUUUAAAAAAGUUACAACCACAGAAGUAACAGCAAAAAUUCUAAACAAUCAACAAUCAGACAACAAUUCAGACUGCGCUUCCUACAAUAUAGGAAGACUUGUUCUAAACUAAAGAAUCGGUUUACUGAAAAUUUCUCGCUUCACUAUUAUUUACUUUGGUCGUAAUAUAAUAUACAUUGGAGAGUGCCCUUACGAUGCCCUUACGAUACAACCAAGGUCCAUUGACUCAACGGUCAGGCACGACGGCGGCGAAAUAGGAUCAAGAAACUAUGGCGUUAGAUCGGAAAAGUGGUUUCUGCGAGUCAAACUCUAUUUUCUACAGCAAACGCGACCCCAUGGUUCUCCCCCCGCCAAACCAACAUCUCGACGUCACAACUUUCAUCUCAUCGCAGCCUCACCGCGGUAAAACCGCCUUAGUUGACGCCGUCACCGGCCGUUGUCUCAGCUUCUCCGAGCUCUGGCUCGGCGUGAAGAGAGUCGCCGCUUGUCUUUACUCGUUAGGUGUUCGCAAGCGCGAUGUCGUCAUUAUACUCUCCCCAAACUCCAUACUCUACCCCGUCGUCUCCCUCGCCGUCAUGUCUCUCGGCGCCGUCAUCACCACGGCGAACCCCAUCAGCACUUCCGGCGAAAUCGCUAACCAGCUCCACGACUCGCUCCCAGUCCUCGCCUUCACCACCUGCCAACUCGUCUCCAAACUCGCCGCCGCCGCGUCGGCAUCGAAGCUCCCGGUGGUUCUCAUGGACGAGAACAAUGGAGUAGAAGCUCAAGCAGAGGGAGUGAAGAUAGUAGGGAGCUUGGAGUUGAUGAUGGAGAGUGAACCGAGCGAGUCACGAGCCAAGCAGCGAGUCAACCAGGACGACACGGCGGCGUUGCUAUACUCGUCAGGCACGACGGGGAAAAGCAAAGGAGUAAUGAUAACGCACCGCAACUUAAUCGCGCUGGUACAAACGUACCGGCUCCGGUUCGGUUUAGAGCAGCGAACCGUCUGCACUAUCCCAAUGUGCCACGUGUUCAGCUUCGGCGGUUUCGCGACGAGCUUGAUCGCGUUGGGUUGGACGACAAUGGUUCUUCCCAAGUUCGAGAUGUCUAAGCUUCUCUCCGCCGUGGAGACUCACCGUCCCACGCACCUUACUCUCGUCCCGCCGAUGGUUGUAGCCAUGGUUAACGGAGCAAAGGAGAUCAACUCCAAGUACGACGUGAGCUCGUUGCACACCGUCGUAGCUGGAGGAGCUCCUCUGAGCAGAGAGGUGAUCGAGAAGUUCGUUAAAAAUUACCCGAACGUUAAGGUUCUACAAGGCUAUGGCUUGACGGAGACGACGGCUAUAGUUGCUACUAUGUUUACUAAAGAGGAGACUGAGAGGUACGGCUCCUCUGGUUUGCUUUCUCCAAAUGUGGAGGCUAAGAUUGUGGAUCCGGAUACGGGUCGGUUAUUGGGCGUGGAUCAGACCGGCGAACUUUGGCUCAGGAGUCCCACUGUGAUGAAAGGUUAUUACAAGAACGAAGAAGCUACCGCAGAAACUAUAGAUUCAGAAGGGUGGUUGAAGACUGGUGACUUGUGUUACAUUGAUUGUGAAGGUUUUGUUUUUGUUGUUGAUAGAUUAAAGGAGCUGAUCAAAUGCAAUGGUUAUCAGGUUGCUCCAGCUGAACUAGAGGCAUUGUUGCUUGCUCAUCCAGAGAUUGAUGACGCAGCAGUAAUACCCAUCCCUGAUGAGAAAGCUGGACAGUAUCCAAUGGCGUAUAUCGUAAGGAAAGCUGGAAGUAACUUAUCCGAAAGUGAAAUCAUGGGCUUCGUUGCAAAACAGGUAUCGCGGUACAAGAAGAUACGCAAAGUCGUAUUUUUAGGUUCGAUCCCCAAAAAUCCAUCUGGCAAGAUUUUGAGAAGAGAACUUAAAAAGCUCACAACUUCAAAACUCUAGCAGGAAGCUGUGUCCACCAUCAUUAUCUCGUACUUCACCGUUAGUUAACUCGUUUAUUUGGCUAACCGAUUAUUGACUUCCUCUAUAGAAGUCUCUGAAUAAACUGAAUAUCUACUCUAUUAAUUUAGGGUCCUAUUUUUUAUCUACCAUUAACACAUCA